GUUGAUGAGAUUAAUACUUCAAAAGCAGGUCUUCCAGAAUGGCAAACCCAGUGUAGUGCAGAGUAGCUGAAACAGAAGAAAGACAGACAGCCAGGACAGCAGACAUUGGGACACCCACUUGCCUUCUAGGCUGGCUCUGUUUUCUGCCUUGAACUCUCAAGGAAGACUGCAAGAUCAUAUGUAAGGUGGUCUCUGUGACAGCAUCAGCUCCACAAGGUCAUCACCGCAAAGUUUGGGAGAUGGGAGAUCUUUUCUGUUUUCUUACUGAGUGCUUCCGGAUGUGAGUGCAUCGCAUUGACAUCUUCCUACCCUUGUUGUCAAACAAGGACAAGGCUUGAAGCCCCUCAGUCUACUUCAUCAACCGGACCUGAAUGACUGGCUAUUUCUUACCACUUGAAGUCAUAUAAACAGAAGUUAUCAAGACCACCAGGACCAAGGAAACUUCACAUGACAGAUGAGUGACCAUCCUCUGAAGGAGAUGUCUGACAGCAACAGCAGCCCUCUCUUGCCAGAGCCUCUUUCCAGCAGAUAUAAACUGUACGAGUCAGAGCUAAGCAGCCCUACCUGGCCUUCAAGCUCCCAGGAUACACACCCAGCCCUUCCCCUGCUGGAAAUGCCUGAAGAAAAGGAUCUCCGAUCAUCUGAUGAAGACAGCCACAUAGUGAAGAUUGAAAAACCCAAUGAAAGGAAUAAACGGAGAGAAAGUGAAGUGCCCCGAAGGGCUUCUGCAGGCCGGGGAGGUUUCAGCCUCUUCCAAGCUGUGAGCUAUCUCACUGGUGACAUGAAGGAAUGCAAGAAUUGGCUGAAAGAUAAGCCCCUGGUCCUCCAGUUCCUAGACUGGGUCCUACGGGGAGCAGCUCAGGUGAUGUUUGUCAACAAUCCUCUCAGUGGGCUCAUCAUCUUCAUAGGGCUCCUUAUCCAGAAUCCUUGGUGGACGAUUGCUGGGGCACUGGGAACAGUGGCCUCAACCUUGGCUGCCCUUGCCUUAAGCCAGGACAGGUCAGCCAUCGCCUCUGGACUUCAUGGCUACAACGGGAUGCUGGUGGGACUGCUGAUGGCUGUCUUCUCUGAGAAGUUAGACUACUAUUGGUGGCUUCUGUUUCCUGUGACUUUCACAUCCAUGGCCUGCCCAGUUGUUUCUAGUGCUUUGAGCACCAUCUUUGCCAAGUGGGACCUGCCAGUCUUCACACUGCCCUUCAACAUCACCUUAACACUGUACCUGGCAGCAACGGGCCACUACAACCUUUUCUUCCCCACGACGCUUGUGGAGCCUGUGUCUUCAGCUCCCAAUAUCACCUGGACAGAGAUCAAAAUGCCUUUGCUGUUACAAACCAUCCCUGUUGGGGUCGGCCAGGUCUACGGCUGUGACAACCCUUGGACAGGUGGCGUGAUCCUGGUGGCUCUGUUUAUCUCCUCCCCGCUCAUCUGUUUGCAUGCAGCCAUAGGGUCGAUCGUGGGGCUGCUAGCAGCACUGACUGUAGCCACUCCCUUUGAGACGAUCUACAUGGGCCUCUGGAGCUACAACUGUGUCCUCUCCUGUGUUGCAAUUGGAGGCAUGUUCUAUGCACUCACCUGGCAGACACACCUGCUGUCACUUGUCUGUGCCCUGUUCUGUGCAUACAUGGGAGCGGCCCUCACCAAUAUGAUGGCAGUGGUUGGCGUGCCACCAGGCACCUGGGCCUUCUGUCUCUCCACCCUUACCUUCCUCCUCCUCACAAGCAACAACCCUGGCAUCUACAAGCUUCCACUCAGCAAAGUCACCUACCCAGAGGCCAACCGCAUCUACUUCCUGACAAUGAGACGCAGUGAAGAGGAGAAGGCCCCCAAUGGUGGAAGUGGAGAGCAAUCACACAGAACAGGCCAGUGGAAGGCAGAGGAAGGCUCUGAGACGGUGCUCCCCAGGCGUAGGAGUGUGUUCCACAUCGAGUGGUCAUCCAUCCGGAGGAGGAGCAAAGUGUUUGGAAAAGGUGAACAUCAAGAGAGACAAACCAAAGAGCCACUUCCCUGCCCGUAUCGGAAGCCCACUGUGGAACUCUUUGACCUGGAUACCAUGGAGGAGAGCUCUGAGAUAAAGGUGGAAGCCAACACAACCAGAACUUCCUGGAUUCAGAGCUCCAUGGUCGCUGGAGGGAAGAGAUUCAGCAAAGCCCUCAGCUACAUCACAGGAGAGAUGAAGGAAUGUGGAGAGGGGCUAAAAGACAAAUCUCCAGUGUUCCAGUUUCUCGACUGGGUGCUCCGAGGCAUGUCUCAGGUGAUGUUUGUGAACAACCCUCUCAGCGGCACGCUCAUCGUUCUUGGCCUCUUCGUGCAGAACCCCUGGUGGGCCAUCUUGGGUUGCUUGGGCACUAUCAUGUCCACCUUGACUGCCCUCAUCCUGAGCCAGGACAAGUCAGCCAUUGCAGCAGGACUCCAUGGCUACAAUGGGGUGCUCGUGGGGCUCCUGAUGGCUGUGUUCUCAGACAAGGGCAACUACUACUGGUGGCUGCUGCUCCCUGUCAUCGUCAUGUCCAUGACUUGCCCCAUUCUUUCCAGUGCCCUGAACACCAUCUUCAGCAAGUGGGACCUCCCGGUCUUCACCCUGCCCUUCAACAUCGCCGUAACCCUGUACCUGGCAGCCACGGGCCACCACAAUCUCUUCUUUCCCACGACGCUGCUACAGCCUGCAACCACCACACCCAACAUCACCUGGUCAGAGGUCCAAGUGCCUUUGCUUCUGAGAGCCAUCCCGGUUGGAAUCGGCCAAGUGUACGGCUGUGACAAUCCCUGGACUGGAGGCAUCUUCCUGGUCGCUCUGUUCAUCUCUUCACCUCUCAUUUGCUUGCAUGCUGCCAUUGGAUCCACCAUAGGGAUGUUAGCAGCACUCAGCAUCGCCACACCGUUUGACAACAUCUACUUCGGCCUGUGUGGCUUCAACAGCACUCUGGCCUGCAUUGCCGUCGGCGGCAUGUUCUACGUCAUCACUUGGCAGACCCACCUGCUCGCCAUUGCCUGUGCCCUGUUCGCAGCCUACCUGGGUGCCGCCCUGGCCAACAUGCUGUCUGUGUUUGGAUUACCACCCUGCACCUGGCCCUUCUGCCUCUCGGCACUCACCUUCCUUCUCCUGACAACCAACAACCCUGGCAUCUACAAGCUGCCACUCAGCAAAGUCACCUACCCAGAGGCCAACCGCAUCUACUUCCUGUCCCAGGAGAAAAACAGAAGGGCAUCAACAAUAACUAAGUACCAGGCCUACGAUGUCUCCUAAGCUGCCCUUUCUAAAGCAUGUCUUGUAAAUGCAGCCUCCGGCACAUGGUCUGCACCCCAAGCUAAAGCUAAGGACACUGAACCUCCCUUCUUUCUAAUACGUGUGUGGCCGCUGGUUGGGACCCUCGAUAAGAUGUGCAGGACUCAUCAAAGCCAUGCUAGUUUAGACUAAAUACCCACUGAUGGCUCUUUGGGAACUCUCUGGGGGAACUUGCUAGUCACCCUUCUCAGUUACUUAGUGGGGCAAAGCAUGGUGCCUGGAAAUGCUCAUUAGCUUCCCGGGCAAGAGGGCCUGGUCCCUACCCUGCUCUGCCACUAACGAAUUCCAACUGUCUCAGGCCUGUCCUCUCCCUACCCAACACCCCCAUCUCAGCCUGGGCUUUUUGUUGCCAAAAUUUUCUUUAUGACAAGGAGGGACUCUAAAGUUCUUCUACCUCAGAAACAUUCUUUUCCAUCUCCUGUAAACUAAUCAACUCAGCAUGACCAGCAAAUAAUUAUUCUGACUUGAGUUACUUAUGGAAUGGUUCUCAGUGGAGAGAGGAAAAUGUUUGUGUCCUGUGGAAGUUUAUCCUUAGACACGGGAGAUGCUCUCCAGACUUGCUCUCUAGACACCUGAAUUCAUUGAAAAUGCCAAUAUACCUUCUUUGCACCAUAGAAAUACUCCCAGAAACAUCAUGUGGUAAGAAUUGAUCUUUCCCAACAUCCAAUCAUAGCGUAAACAAACAUCUUUGCUUGUGUAAUAUUCAAAAUCAAUACUGUCAUUAAACUUGAAAUUUGCAA
Molecule: messenger RNA, 4023 nt
Organism: Arvicanthis niloticus (Nile rat)
Lineage: Eukaryota; Metazoa; Chordata; Mammalia; Rodentia; Muridae
Gene: Slc14a2
Product: solute carrier family 14 member 2
Biological process (GO): urea transmembrane transport
Cellular component (GO): membrane
Molecular function (GO): urea transmembrane transporter activity
Source: RefSeq, a predicted model, not a curated record